Messenger RNA from Formica exsecta, 1567 nucleotides. RefSeq lists its product as uncharacterized. The record is from RefSeq and is a predicted model, not a curated record. The coding region runs from base 107 to 589 and encodes 160 amino acids. Lineage: Eukaryota; Metazoa; Arthropoda; Insecta; Hymenoptera; Formicidae. The transcript has 5 exons. Gene Ontology annotation, cellular component: membrane.
UGAUAUCACCGGUGACGUCAUCCUUGGUGAAGCAGCGCUUCAGUCAAUCGCUGACGGCCAGUGUAUGACAACGUAUCUUCUUCAGAACUGAAAAAAUAAGGCAACAAUGUCUCAUUCCGUGACAAUUAGAACACAAACAGUGACGGCUAGUUCGUCAACGAUUGUCAUCAACACUGGCUAUUUAAAAAGUUGGAGUGGUAUUUUAAAAUUCCUACAAUUGGCGCUGGGCAUAGUUUGCGUAGGGAUUAUUGGUAACGAAUUUAAUACUUAUCCUCCUCGGACUACGCCAGAGUGCUUCUUUCUUGUCAUAACGAUUACUUUUAUGAUUAACACUUCCAUACUUCUUCUCAGUUGUUUGAUAUCUCUUUCUACUGCAUCUAUCAUAUCAAAAACGAUCUAUGAACUCCUUUAUCAUUCCAUUGCAUUUGGAUUAUUACUUGCGGCCUCAUUGACGCUAUUGGUGCACGUCAAUAAUUAUAGGCGUUAUAACUACGAAUUGUUGUUAGGUGCAUCUAUUUGCGGUCUAGUAAAUGCCGGUUUGUAUCUCUUCAGCACGAUUCUUGCCCUUCGUACUUAUAGAGGGUUCUAAGCGAUUCAAUUAUACGACAACGAUUUUUUUUAAAUGAAAAAAUGACUCUUAUCACGUUUGGUUUUUACAAACCAAAUUUAUAUAUUGUAUAAGAAUUUUAUUUAAUUAAAUUAAUAUAUGCAUAUAUAUAUAUAUAUAAGUUGCGUAUAUAAUAUAAUAAAUUUUGACUUUGUCUAAUAUGUUAAAUAUAUGGAUAAUGAUAAAAUGGUGAAGAAUAUUUCUCCGUUUUAUAUGUUUCAUAAAUCUUCGAGACAGUAUUCUUAUACUCUUCAUUUUUAUACGAUAAUCAUUGACCUGUAGACAAAAUUACAAAACUGUAAUGUUCGCUAUAGAAAUGUCAUCUAAUUAUUUAUUUUAAUUUUAAGUAUAUAAAAGAAUUUUUAUACUUAAAAAAUUGUUUUUCUUUUUCACAUAAUAUAAAUAGCGGGUUUGGUUUUCUUUUCUCAUAAUAUAAAUAGCGAAAAAUAUACGAUUUCUCUUUACGUUAUCUAAAAUUUCAAUUUGUCUGAAUUUCUUAUUGUAUAUGUUUUAGAUCGAAAUGUGCAUUUAUAUUACAUUCUUGAUUUAUAUAACUCACUUUAUAUAUUACGACGUUUGAUUAUGAUUUUUACGACUAAUAUAACUUUAUGGAAUACAUAGUAUGUAGAUAUAUUUAUUUUAUGCGUGUAUAUAAUAUUUAUGUUUGUUAAGUGAAUAUUCGAAUAUGUAAACAUGUACGAUUUAAUUUUUACUAGGAUUUAAACAGAGAAUCGAACAAAUUUGACGUGGUUGAUAAAUCAUAAAUUGAUCAAUCAAUUAUAGAUUAUAAAUCAUUGUGUUAUUUUUAUUUUUUCUCUGUAUAUCAUUGGAAAAACAUUCUAAGUGACGAUACAACAUUUUUUCAAUCUUCACAGAUAAUAAGUUUUCCAAAUUAUGUACUGGUUUUUUCCUGUUAGUACAUUCUAUGUAUAAUGGAAAAUAAAACAUAUUUUGAAACAU